GUCAGAACACAAGAAGCUCAGGUAUACAAAGCAGCUGAUGGUGUUGUUAUGGCUGUUGAUGUUGCUAUUAGUAAACACGGGGCUUUGCAAUGUGGCCCGAAGCUACAAAGGUUUCGACUCCUGUAGUAUGUAUGCAUAUGGCUCAACUGUUUUGUACAAGCAUUACAUGUAUGAGGCAUCAGGGUGUAGACACCGGGUCUUACAUGUCUCAGCAGUUGGUUCGGCCCUGUCUUAUGGGCUUCUCGAAUUACAGGGCACUGGAAACAUAACAAGGUUCGAGCUUCGUCAAAUCAGUACAACUGUUGAAUGUGUGGAGGUCAGGUAGAGAGAGCCAUUCGGCACAGAUACGAAUCCGUGCACAUAGUAUAAUAUGUUGGAUGGAUUGAAGUUAAGUUGUCGGUGAGCAUUGUGUCUCGCAUACCGCAAGCUGGCUUGUUUGUGUUGCAAUCUCCCG
This is a messenger RNA of Aureobasidium pullulans EXF-150, 454 nucleotides long. RefSeq lists its product as uncharacterized. The transcript has a single exon. The record is from RefSeq and is a predicted model, not a curated record. The coding region runs from base 38 to 325 and encodes 95 amino acids. Lineage: Eukaryota; Fungi; Ascomycota; Dothideomycetes; Dothideales; Saccotheciaceae.